Messenger RNA from Cetraspora pellucida, 237 nucleotides. The record is from the annotation of a GenBank genome assembly. NCBI's taxonomy places the organism in Eukaryota, Fungi, Glomeromycota, Glomeromycetes, Diversisporales, Gigasporaceae.
AUAAUAUUAGAUGAUCAAGCAUUUACAGUACUUAAAAAUCCUAAAUUUCAAGAUAUGCUAAAAUAUUUACAACCUAAUAUUCAAAUACCAUUAGCUAAUACUAUUAAACAAGAUUUGAAUAAAAGUUAUAAAAAAUCUAAACAAGACAUUAAUCAAAACUUACAAUAUGAUUUUGAUAAUGAUUUAGAAAAUUUAAAAGAUAAAGAUCCAGAAAAAUUAAAUAAUAUUAUAUUUAAA